GGGAUCCCCAGGCCUGGAGGGGGGGUCUGCGCGGCCGGCUGGCUCUGCCCCCUGUCCGGUCCCGAGCGGGGCCUCCCUGGGGCCAGCCUGAUGUGACCGGGCCUAGCAGAAGCUGAGCAAGGAGCGGGUCCGUCGCGGAGCCGGAGGGCGGGAGGAACAUGACAUCGCGGAGAUGGUUUCACCCAAAUAUCACUGGUGUGGAGGCAGAAAACCUACUGUUGACAAGAGGAGUUGAUGGCAGUUUUUUGGCAAGACCCAGUAAAAGUAACCCAGGAGACUUCACACUGUCUGUUAGAAGAAAUGGAGCUGUCACCCACAUCAAGAUUCAGAACACUGGUGAUUACUAUGACCUGUAUGGAGGGGAGAAGUUUGCCACUUUGGCUGAGUUGGUCCAGUAUUACAUGGAGCAUCAUGGGCAAUUGAAAGAGAAGAAUGGAGAUGUAAUUGAGCUCAAAUACCCUCUGAACUGUGCAGAUCCUACCUCAGAAAGGUGGUUUCAUGGACACCUCUCUGGGAAAGAAGCAGAGAAAUUAUUAACGGAGAAAGGAAAACACGGUAGCUUUCUUGUGCGUGAGAGCCAGAGCCACCCUGGAGAUUUUGUUCUCUCCGUCCGCACUGGUGAUGACAAAGGGGAGAGCAAUGACGGCAAGUCUAAAGUGACCCACGUUAUGAUUCGCUGUCAGGAACUGAAAUAUGAUGUUGGUGGAGGAGAGCGGUUUGACUCUUUGACAGAUCUUGUGGAGCAUUACAAGAAGAAUCCGAUGGUAGAAACAUUGGGUACCGUGCUGCAGCUCAAGCAGCCCCUCAACACAACACGUAUCAAUGCUGCUGAAAUAGAAAGCCGGGUUCGCGAACUAAGCAAAUUAGCGGAGACCACAGAUAAAGUCAAGCAAGGCUUUUGGGAAGAAUUUGAGACACUACAACAACAGGAGUGUAAACUUCUCUACAGCCGGAAAGAGGGUCAGAGGCAAGAAAAUAAAAACAAAAAUCGAUACAAAAACAUCCUGCCCUUUGACCAUACCAGGGUUGUCUUACAUGACGGGGAUCCCAAUGAGCCUGUUUCAGAUUAUAUCAAUGCAAAUAUUAUCAUGCCUGAAUUUGAAACCAAGUGCAACAAUGCAAAACCCAAAAAAAGUUACAUUGCCACCCAGGGCUGCUUGCAAAACACGGUGAACGACUUCUGGCGGAUGGUAUUCCAGGAGAAUUCCCGAGUGAUUGUAAUGACAACAAAGGAAGUAGAGAGAGGAAAGAGUAAAUGUGUCAAAUACUGGCCUGAUGAAUAUGCUCUCAAAGAAUAUGGAGUUAUGCGUGUUAGGAACGUCAAAGAAAGUGCCGCUCAUGACUAUACGUUAAGAGAACUUAAACUUUCAAAGGUUGGACAAGGGAAUACGGAGAGAACGGUAUGGCAAUACCACUUUCGGACCUGGCCAGACCACGGCGUGCCCAGUGACCCCGGGGGAGUGCUGGAUUUCUUGGAGGAGGUCCACCACAAGCAGGAGAGCAUCGUGGAUGCGGGGCCCGUGGUGGUUCACUGCAGUGCUGGGAUCGGGCGAACGGGGACCUUCAUCGUCAUUGAUAUCCUCAUUGACAUCAUCAGAGAGAAAGGUGUGGACUGUGACAUUGAUGUUCCCAAAACCAUCCAGAUGGUGCGGUCUCAGAGGUCAGGGAUGGUCCAGACAGAAGCACAAUACCGGUUCAUCUAUAUGGCCGUCCAGCAUUAUAUCGAAACACUACAGCGCAGGAUUGAAGAAGAACAGAAAAGCAAGAGGAAAGGGCACGAAUAUACAAAUAUUAAAUAUUCCCUAGCGGACCAGACCAGUGGCGAUCAGAGUCCCCUCCCGCCUUGUACCCCAACACCAUCCUGUACAGAACUGAGGGAAGAUAAUGCUAGAGUCUAUGAAAACGUGGGUCUGAUGCAGCAGCAGAAAAGUUUCAGAUGAGAAGACUUACCAGCACUUCAGCACAGAAAUAGAUAUGGACUUUCACCCUCUCCCUAAAAAGAUCAAGAAAAGAUACAAGAAAGUUUAUGUGAAGAAUGAAUUUGAAUUUGGAAGGGAUUGCAUUGUGAUGUGGCUGACUGACUACCUUUUGAUAAGCAAAAUUCGAAACCAUUGAAAGAUCACUGUAUUCUAACUCAACAGUACCUGAUUUCCAAUUACUCAUUAUCUCAGACCCGAAGAAAUCAUCUCUACAGUGUAGACAGUGUUCUGUUCUAUAGAAUUUUGUUUUAAAUUCAAGAAGGGGUUGAAUUGUUCUCUAGAUUUUGCAGACAGCUAUGAUUCAAAUUCUAGUUGUCAGCGUUACUUGUCUUUUGAUAAUGUUAACAAAUUUUAUUUUAUUUUUCUUAUUACGGGGGACAGUUGGGCACUUGCAAAUGAGAAAUGAUGUGGGAAAAUUAAGUAGCAACAUCCUAGAGAAGUGGGAACAAUUUCAUUUACCCUCAGUGUCCCUGUGGGGGAUAAUGCAUUUUGAUGGUCUCUUUCUUUAGGCUGAAUGAUAGUUAAGCCAGUGCCCCAGACUGUCAGAGGUCAACUGUCUAGUUUUGCAUUGUCAUUUAAAAAGUCAU
This is a messenger RNA of Chrysochloris asiatica (Cape golden mole), 2566 nucleotides long. It is a transcript of the gene PTPN11, whose product is annotated as protein tyrosine phosphatase, non-receptor type 11. The record is from RefSeq and is a predicted model, not a curated record. Gene Ontology annotation, molecular function: protein tyrosine phosphatase activity. Lineage: Eukaryota; Metazoa; Chordata; Mammalia; Afrosoricida; Chrysochloridae. The coding region runs from base 159 to 1940 and encodes 593 amino acids. The transcript has 16 exons. Gene Ontology annotation, biological process: protein dephosphorylation.